AUGAAAAGAGAAUUCUUUCUUAAAGUUAAAGAUGAUUUGUGUGAAAUGGACCCGGAGUCGCCUCAAGGAAUAGAUGCACUUGGAAUGCCGGGUCAUUCUCCACAUAUGAAAACGCUAGCUUGUCUUGGGUUACUUGCUACGGGGCAAUCGGCCGACUCGAUAGAUGAUUAUGUGAGAAUGGGCAAAAAAACUCUUGAUAAGUACUUGAAGAGAUUCGUUAGAAACAUAGUUAGGCUUUAUGGCGGGGAGUACUUGCGCAACCCAAACCAAGAUGAUAUUAAUCGCAUUUUAGCCGAGAAUGAAGCAAGGGGUUUUUCGGGUAUGCUUGGGAGUAUGGAUUGCAUGCAUUGGCCUUGGAAGAAUUAUCCUUCGUCUUGGGCAGGAUAUUAUGCAUCUUAUAAAGGUGAACCGACGAUAGUUUUGGAGAGGGUUGAUACUUAUGAUUUGUGCUUUUGGCAUGCAUAUUUUGGGAGUCCCGGAUCAAAUAAUGAUCUUAAUGUACUUAACACAUCUCCAUUGUUCGAUGGUAUCUUUGAUGAAAAUGCUCCAAAAGUUGAUUUUCAAGUAGGUGGUGGAAGAUUUGAUAUGGGUUACUACUUGGCCGAUGGGAUAUAUCCUAAGUUAUCCACUAUUGUGCAAGCUUAUAAGAAACCAACAAACCCGAGACAAAGAUGUUUUACCAAGAUGCAAGAAGAGGAUCAGAAAGAUGUUGAGCGUGCAUUUGGUGUUCUACAAGCAAAAUGGCAUAUAGUGAGAGGUCCGGUUGAAUAUUGGGAUGAAGAAGACUUAAAAUUCAUAAUGGGCUUGUGUGAUAUUGCAUAA
This is a messenger RNA of Papaver somniferum (opium poppy), 822 nucleotides long. RefSeq lists its product as uncharacterized. The record is from RefSeq and is a predicted model, not a curated record. Lineage: Eukaryota; Viridiplantae; Streptophyta; Magnoliopsida; Ranunculales; Papaveraceae. The coding region runs from base 1 to 822 and encodes 273 amino acids. The transcript has a single exon.